AUGGAUAUAGAUUUAAGAAAAUAUUUACAACAAAAUCAUAAUCAACUUACAUGGAAAAAGAGAAUUAAUAUUACUUAUGAAAUAAUUCUUGCACUUUAUUAUAUUCAUAAAGAGAAAGCAAUUCAUAGAGAUUUACAUUCUGGAAAUAUAUUAUACUCACAAUUUAAUGAUCAAUGGAUUAUUAGUGAUCUUGGAUUUUGUGGACCUGCUGAUAAAUGUUCAACAAGUAUAUAUGGAAAUCUUCCUUACAUAGCACCCGAAGUUAUUGUUGGAAGAGAAUAUACUUUUGCAUCUGAUAUUUAUAGUAUUGCAAUUCUUAUGUGGGAAAUUUCAUCUGGACAAACACCAUUUAUAAAUUAUGAACAUGAAAAUGAUAUUGUAAUGAAUAUUAUUAACGGUAUAAGGCCAAAAAUUGUGCCAGGAACUCCAUUAGAAUAUAAAAAUUUAAUGAAAGAAUGUUGGGAUGCUGAUCCAUUAAAAAGACCUGACGCUAAUACACUUUGUAAUAAAAUAAACGAUAUUAACUUACAUUAUCAAAAUAUGUCAGAUGAAUUAUUCAAAUCAGAAAUGGAUAAUUUAGAUAUGAGUAAAGUAGAAGAAAAUUAUACGAGUAGCAGAUUAUCUACAAGUAAAAUUCACAACUUUGGAAAUCUACCUGAACCAAGAAAUGCAACAGAAGGUAUAAGUGUAUAA
Messenger RNA from Rhizophagus irregularis DAOM 181602=DAOM 197198, 693 nucleotides. The record is from RefSeq and is a predicted model, not a curated record. NCBI's taxonomy places the organism in Eukaryota, Fungi, Glomeromycota, Glomeromycetes, Glomerales, Glomeraceae.